This is a messenger RNA of Colletotrichum truncatum, 1467 nucleotides long. RefSeq names its product tat pathway signal sequence. The record is from RefSeq and is a predicted model, not a curated record. Gene Ontology annotation, molecular function: oxidoreductase activity. NCBI's taxonomy places the organism in Eukaryota, Fungi, Ascomycota, Sordariomycetes, Glomerellales, Glomerellaceae.
AUGGCAGGCCUGCUCUGGCACAGGGGCUCAGACUGGAGAGAAGUAUGGGACUACUCAUUCAAGUGGUCAGAUAAACACCUUACAUCUGACGACCUUCGACCUUUGAUAUAUACAUACGAUGAGCUAGGAGCACAAGCUCUGGACCGGCUGGAUGAGAUAUCACCUCCCGUCAAGCCACCGGUUUCAAGUGAGAAAGGAGACAACUCACCGAAGGGAAAACCCCCUCAUCGCGAUCUCUACGCUCUCUUGAAAGAAAAUGCCAGCUCGGAUGAGGUAUUGGGGAAACUCUGGGACGAAGUCACAACCAUUCCAGACUGGGUAGACUGGGCUCAGAUCGAGCGUGGGCAAAGGGUCUUCGUCCGCUAUGCUGGGCCCGCCAUUUUCGCUCUCACAUUCCAGUCUCUCGUAGGCGGCUUUGGAGGUCGCCGUGUAGUCGAAACUCUUGCCCGAACGGGUGGCUUCGGCGUGAAAGUAACGCGUCGCCGCCUCCUUGAGACCUUCCAACACAUUCUCCAAGUAACCCGCGACCUGCCCUCGGUCCAACCUGGCGGCGAGGGCUUUGCAUCCUCAGUGCGCGUGCGCCUCCUUCAUGCAGCUGUCCGCAGACGCAUCCUCGCCCUCGCCCGCGAGAAGCCGUCAUACUACGACGUUGAGGCAUGGGGUAUUCCAGUCAACGACCUAGACUCCAUCGGCACCGUCUCAACGUUCUCGGCAACGCUCAUCUGGAUCGGACUCCCACGGCAGGGCAUCUACCUCACCGACCGAGAAAAAGAAGACUACGUUGCACUCUGGCGCUGGGUCGCACAUAUACUGGGGACGCCGACAGACGUCUUCGAGUCCGUCGGCCGCGCGCGAGCGAUGAUGGAGUCGCUCAUGGUUUCCGAGAUUGAGCCCUCUGAUACCUCGAGAGCGCUGGCGACCAACGUGUUGUCCGGGCUAAGCAACCAGCCGCCGUCGUACGUUUCCAGAGACUUUCUCGCUGCCGAGACAUACUGGCUCAACGGGGCCAAGCUCGCGCGCGCUUUGGGUGUCGAGAGGCCGCCGUUUUACUACAGCCUCCUUGUCCUCGGCCAAUGUAUCUUCUUCAUGGUCAUGUGUUACUCUCACCGUUUGUUUCCAAAGUGGGACGAGGCCCGCGGCAAGAAACUCCAAAAGGGCCUCUUCAACAUAACGAUCAACAAACCUGAACUCGGCGCAUUGGGAAAGGAAACCAACUUCGAGUUCAAGUACAUCCCAACUCUCGACAUGAUGUCUACCGAAGUUGCGGGUAGUUCCUACCACGUCAACGACAAGGCCAACGACGUCUCGUCCCCGACGCGGCGUGGGGUACGCAAAACCGAGCGACGGAACCUCGCGGCCCUCAUCCUGGCCUCCGUCGUCGUGGGACUUCUCGCUUGGUUAGGUGUGAAGAGCGCCUCAGCGCUGUUUGGGAGACUCGCCGGGAUCGUCGUCACCACCCGGCGGUGA